ACCACGUUCAUUGAAUGAAUGAUCCAUACAUAAACGCAUGACUGUCACCUCAAAUCUCUCUAUCCCUCCCACACAUGCACAAAAUGACGGUGUUGACAACGUCGUUGACAGCAAAGAAGCCAAGCCUUACAAUACACCACAAACAGCAACACGCAUGCAGGCAGACGCGAGCGGAUUGCUCGGAUUGCCGCCACUGCACACGUAAGUACGGAUGAACCUACCUACCUACCUACGCGCACUACAUAUUUUGAGCCCUUGUAUCGACUCAAAUCACACCAGGCCACCACACACAAGGGCCAGCCUCCACUAAACAGUAUACGCGUUCGCCAGGAGAAAAAAACACGCAGGACAACGCACACACCCACAUAAGAGAGGGGGACAUGUUCACACACGCCCCUGCCUCUCCUGCCUUCCCUUCGGCCCUCCCUCCCUCCCUCUCUCUCUGUCCCUCUGGAUCGAUCCUACCAGUCAGCUACGCACCAACAGCGGGGUUGUCCAAGUCACCGGCUGGCCGUUCAAAAGUGCCCCUUGUCCUGUCGUGAUGGUGGUCAUGACCGGCGGGCUGGUCCUGGGUGCGACGGAAGGCACGGCCUGCUGGAAGCGGAUCGUCAUGGUGUUCCUCUUGCCGGUAUUGGCGAUGUACCUGUCGCCAACCACAGAAGCCGGAUGCCAAUCAAGCACACCGUGCACGCGGUAUGUAUUUGUGUACCUGCCCCUGAUAUGCGACUGCCAGCUCUCAUCGAACCUUCCGGUGACGUCCACAUGAAGGUUGCCAUUGAUGGCCUUCUCGCCCCACGACACUUCCCCGGUCGUCGCGUUGAAGAAGCCCUCCACCCUGAAGGCUCCGUCUGCGUCACUUCCCUCGCCGCUCAGAGUGCCGUCGUACUCGAACGUGAGCAUAUAGGUGGUGAUAAAAGUCUGGUGGUUCUCGGUGUACGUUCCAAUCCACUUGCCAGACUCAGGGGGCGUGGCUGUCGGUUCUGGCUUGAUACGCUUCUGCCGGUUGUUGGCGAGCCAGAUGGGCCUGUGCCACAUCACAUACUUGACGAUGAGAAUGAUGGCGAACACCAAGAUGGCACUGAUGAGGAAGCCGGUGUCGCUCCCAGUUGAUAUCACGUAUAUUCCUCCACCACCGCCGCCCCCUCCUCCCUUCCUAAGGCCGCCGUCCGCAUCCACAAGGAGCAUCGCAGUGGUAAGUAGCACCAGAGGACGGCCGGUCGAGAGGGGCAGCAUCGCCGGCUCUUCGGCUUGAGAGGUUCCUUGAUGAGGUAGACAAGCUUGUUGGACGUGGCAGCCGCCCUGGGACAGCUGUCGGCGCGAGGGGAGAGAGAAAAGAGAGAUCUCGGGGCGAUAGAUGCGAUGAUGAAGAUGGCAGAUCCAUUACUGGCGGCCACUCCUUGUCACAGUCUGGCUGGA
Molecule: messenger RNA, 1416 nt
Organism: Vitrella brassicaformis
Lineage: Eukaryota; Vitrellaceae
Source: the annotation of a GenBank genome assembly